AUUCCCUGUGACCCAAUUGAACUUAUGGCAUUGUGGAGGAGUGGUGGACGUGUUGAAAUGGAGCUGGGCUGCCACAACUCGGGCUCGAGUCCCGCUGGAGGUGCUGAUGCGAGAAAUUCAGGCGAGGUAGAAACUGCAAUCGACUUCGGCCUUAAGAAAAAUAGCUUUUACAAAAGCAAUUGUUUGCGAUAUCCAGUGGAAACUUAUGGUAUACUCAAAUGA
This is a messenger RNA of Protopolystoma xenopodis, 222 nucleotides long. Lineage: Eukaryota; Metazoa; Platyhelminthes; Monogenea; Polystomatidea; Polystomatidae. The record is from the annotation of a GenBank genome assembly.